Molecule: messenger RNA, 2954 nt
Organism: Silurus meridionalis
Lineage: Eukaryota; Metazoa; Chordata; Actinopteri; Siluriformes; Siluridae
Exons: 11
Coding region: 208-2430 (740 amino acids)
Biological process (GO): positive regulation of transcription by RNA polymerase II
Cellular component (GO): mediator complex
Molecular function (GO): transcription coregulator activity; DNA binding
Source: RefSeq, a predicted model, not a curated record
UCCGGGUCACGCUUCAUGGAGCGUUUUGGACAGGCAGGCAGCUCGCGCUCUGUUUUCACUUGUUAGCGCUCUUUUGUGGCGUCUUGGCGACGGGAAUGUUCCGGUUCCCGGUCCGGUUCUGUUCACACACUGCAGGCUGAGGAUCUGGUGUUCUGGUGGACGCCCCGUGUCCUGGGGUUUAAACUGAGACGUGAAGAAGGGGUGACAAUGUCACGGCACCGUUCAAGAUCACCUCCGCAUUCAAGAACUUCGUCGCUGCUCGGAAGGCGAGACGGAUAUUACGGUGAGCAGUACCACGGGGCGGUGCGUUCUGAUCCGUGGAGAGGUUCUGAAAAUGUCAACAGCAGAAACGCGGACGGCGGCGUACGUUGGGAUAACGGGUCCUCUCAAGCAGAGGAGCAGGUUGACCACUGGGCCAAGUUCAUCGAGGCUAUCGGUCGUGUUGAAAAGCGAAACGUUUCGUCCAUGUCGAAGCACCACGUGCAGGAUGGCGUCCGGAGUUUCGAAGAGGAUUCGACGCGCUGUCCGAGACAGCUGCCUAGGGAGCAAUUGUCUUCCCUGGAAGCGUCACGUUAUGGCAUGGAAUCACAUAAGAGGGUUCUUUCUCCAGGUCAGAGGAGGACGGAGCACGAUGGUGCCUCUAGGCAUUCACAAGGAAAGAGACAUGACCGAAUGGAGCACGUCUAUCAUAAUGAAGAACAUGAAGACCGAUUUGCAAGAAGCGCCUACAGCGAGAGGUCACUGAAGUCAAAUUAUACGCAGCUACAUUUUGAAGGAUUCCAUGAGUUGGACCUACGGGAGGAAUAUACUACAUCACACAGGGGCUUCAGCCCACAGUGUACCCCUCUUAUAGUGGAGCAUGAUCAUGGGAUCCCAAAACACGAUGUAAGGAUUCUCAAUCCAGGUAGGGAACGGGAACGUCCGAGAAGUCGCGAUCCAACCAGAGAGCCUGGGCAUUCAAGGACCCAUGAUCUAAGUAGGGACCGAGAGCGUCCACGGAGCCACGAUGUGGUUAGAGACAACGAGCAACUAAGAAGCGGUGGUCCCAUUAGAGACCGAGAGCUUCCAAGGAGCCGCAAUCCGGUUAGCCAGCAUGAGCAUCCAGGAACACGUGAUCCAGAGAGAGGCAGAGGGUAUCCACAGGGCAGUGGUAAUUUUAGGCAACAGGAGCAUCCAAGGAGCCGUGAUCUAGUUGGGGAUCGAGAACAUCCAAGGAGAAGUAAUUCACUGAGAGGAAAUGAUUUACCAAGAGGUUAUGCAAAAAACAGUGAACCACAAGGGGGAAGAAGAUCCUCAAGAAGCAUGGAACGCCAUAAACAUGGAAGGGAUUAUAAUGAUCAGCCAGAAAUCUCACAUGAGAGCCCCAGUGGUUUGUUGAACUAUGAUAUGAGAGAAGACUCAAGAUUCCAUAACACUUCGGCUGAAAGAGGCAUGCGACACCACAAGGAACAGCCAAGGAUGGGAUCACAUUCAAGAGAGCCCCAUGGUCACAUGGAUGCAGUGAAUGAUCGAGACUACAGAAUGGAUGAGGGCAAUAGGGCAAGUGCCUCUGUUCACAGCUGGAAAGGAGAGGUGCAACCGAGAGGGAAGCAUGGUGGCGUGCCGGGACACGGAAACAAUCCGAAAAGAAAUCUUCAGCAAAGGCUUUUGAGCCAUCCUGGAGCUGUUACGGAUUUUGCCGGUCACGAGACUCUGAAGAUCAAAGUGGACAUGAGUCGCCCAAUUGGCCAGAGCAGCCACUUAGGCUAUUCCUCUGAAAGGCAGUUGUCACUUGAUUUGGUCAAUGUGGGUCGACAGCGUCUCGACUUCCUGCCCAUGCUGGAGCAUUCUGGGACUUUUAGGGAGUCUGCGAUGCACUCCGGGACCUUCGCACAAGAGAUCAUCACUCUGGUGCACCAAGUCAAAGAAAAUUAUUUCCAGGGGCAAGGCGUCACACUUAACGAGCGAUUCUCUAACGAACAAGAGUAUUCUCUGGGGGACAAGUUCGCAGAGGAGGAGCAGGACAUGGAGGGCGUCGGGCCUGACGUGAACAGGCCAAUUGGUUCCGCAUCAUUAGACACUCAGAUUUUCUGCAAGAUUGGUCCAAUGCAGACGCGGAGGAAGCCUCCUUUUCCUGCUCCCAGUGAUCUCCGGCAUGACCUGGAGAGAAAGAGACUGGAGAGACUGGAAGGUGUGAAGAUCACAAUCGCCGGAGCGAAUUUCCCUCAGAUGCUGCCUCAGAGUCAGGAGAACGAGGCCGUAUACGUGGGUGAUGAAGACUCGUGUGAGGCAGGCUGGUCCGAGGAGGUGCCCCAGCUGACGGAACACUGGGACGAACCUCGCCCAAAAAGGCCCGCCGUGAAUUCCAACCCCAGACGGAAUUUCAAUCGCGCCCGCAAUCGACUCGGGCAACGCAUGAAAAGGAACUUAAACAACGGCCCCCGAUGGUGAGGAUCAGGACAGAGGUGAAGCUCCGGGAUUGUAACCACGAGUGUGUCUCGAUCUUGUGUUCACACACACUUUAUAUUUUCUUCACAUGCCGUCUCCGUCUUUAUCAAUAGUUCCAUCUGUCAUUUAUAUGAAAUGUCAUUGUUUUGAUCACAAAGAUCAAAGAACGACAUGCUGUAAUCAUUUUUACGUGCAGCAUAAAUUUGGGAAACGUUCCAAAACGUUGUUGGUUAUUAGAGGCACCAGCAAUCAACAUUAUAUCAAUAUUGUCCAGAGAGUGUAAGUCCUUUUUAAUGAUCAUCACCAGGUUCAACCUUCUCCCUUUUUCACAAUGUAUCGCAUUCACAAUAUUUCGGGGUUUUUUUUGGGUUUUUUUCAACAACGAAACAAGCCGUGGGUUUUGCGACAUUUUCCCUCCCAUUUAUCAUGUUUUAAUUUGUUUUAAGAGAAACAAUUGUUUAUGUUCAGAAGAAUUUUCAUCUAUUAAUGUACAUAUAGUUUUGUAUGAAAUAAAUAUACACAUAACA